CACACAGACGUGCUCCGUCAACUACAGACAGGGUUCAGUCACUCAGCAGCAAACUGUACAGAAGGCGGUCCACCUCUCAGCGAACACACACGAACUGCGAACAGAAUACAAAAGCGUCACCAUGGGGAAAGGAUGCAUCACAGUCGUCAAGUACUUUCUAUUCCUCUUCAACCUUCUCUUCUUUAUCUCCGGAGCUUUGAUCAUGGGCUUCGGACUCUGGGUUCUUUUUGACAACCAGAGCUUCAUUGCUGUUCUGCACGAUUCUUCAGACACCAUCAAAGUGGCUUCAUACAUCUUCAUCGCUGUGGGUUCACUCUCAAUGGCCAUGGGCUUCUUCGGCUGCAUUGGUGCCAUCUAUGAAAUCCGUUGUCUGCUGGGUCUGUACUUCACCUGCCUCCUCCUCAUCCUCAUCGCUCAGGUCACAGCUGGAGUCCUCAUUUACUUCCAAAGAGAGCCGUUGAAAUACGAGAUGUCCAACAUCAUAAAGGGCAUGAUGAUCAACUACACUGGUCAGAACAGGACUACGGAGCACACAUGGGACUACAUUCAGCGGAAGAUGAAGUGCUGUGGAUGGACCGGUCCAGGAAACUGGACUGAUAACCUAAUCAUCAAGAACAGCUCCCAGUUCCUGUAUCCCUGUUCCUGUCGGAAUGAUAACCUGCCAGGCACCGAUGUUCAAGAAGUGGGUCUGUGUGCGCACACGUCCACACAACUGCCCGUCUUUGAAACGGGCUGUGUCAUCAGUGUGGAGAAAUGGCUGCUGGACAACUGUGGGGUUAUUCUAGGACUGUGUGUCUGCGUGGCAGUUGUGGAGCUCCUGGGGAUGAUUUUGUCCAUGUGUCUGUGCAAGAGUGUCGUCCAGGAGGAUUACACCAAAGUACCCAAGUACUGAGCUGACGACCGACCAGCUUCACACAACGCACAGAUGGACAGACUUUCUUUACUUCUCCUUGUCCCACUCUCUCUCUCUCUCUCUUUUUCCACACACACACACACACACACACAAAUUGAGACAGCUGUUCCUCAGUUUUGAGCGUCUCCUUAUUCCACAUUUGUGUAUGUUUCUCACUUACCAAAUGUUCUACACACACAAACACACACACACACACACACCUCAAAGUCAGACACUCUUUAGACGACAGGUUUGUGAAAACAUUUGUAUAGCCUGAAAUUUUUAACAUUUUGAUACUACGCAGAUGUUGAUCCUGUUUUUAUUUUUUUUAUCAGCUGACCUCAGAGAAGCGCUUCCUGUAGUUGUAGAUAGAGCACUUUAGUAACUUUUGUUGGGCUCAGAGCUGAAACAUCUUACGACUCCAGAGCAGCGAGGGUGGAGGAAAGUGGAGUUUUUUUUUUUUGUGGUGUGGUUGUAUGUGUGGUGGACACUCUUCAGGACUGAUGCCACUCUGAUCCUGCAGCUGGUAUUUUUGGAGUAGAGGGUGGAGAUGAGGCCCAGGGCAGGGCUGCUGUGGUGGAGGCUACGGCUUCUGUCAUCAAGUCGUCUCUGUCGGGAGCUUUAAUGUUAACUUUCACUCUCAUCCAUCAUCUGUUCAUGUCCCUCCUCCAACUCUCCUGUCCUCAUCCUCCUCUCAGACCAACCUGGAGCAUCCAAAAAUGACUUGGCACUUGGCAUGAAGUUAAUGUGUGUGUGUCUGGUAUGCUGCGUGACUGUGUCAUUUUUUCAUGUUGUUGUGUAAUCUGUUUUUUUCCCCCUUCUUUUUACUGUACAAACUGUUUUUUUUUUAUGGUUAGGGAUCACAGCACUUUAGUGCUCACUCAGUGUUUUAUAAGUGAAGGUUGUCACCCACGUACUAUUGAUCCAAGAGUCUGAUUGUGCGUUGUUUCCUUUCUAGUACUGCUGAUGUACCACGUGUGGCUGCAGCCGCAGCAGUUCGUCAGCAGUAUUUUAAUCUGAAUCUGAGAAAUCUGAAGCCAGAGAGUAAAACUCUCAUCACGCCUGAAACAAUAUUUUACUUCCUGUGGAAAUGGGACAAUGCUAACAUCCACAAAUGUUUAUUUUGACAAUUUAACUGCAAUUCCAACAACUCAGUUGUCAACUGUCAGACAAUAUACUGACUCUAUUUUUAUCCUAAUUAUUUUCCAGGUCAUCUCAUUUCAUUUUGAACAUUUUUUAAUUUAAUCUUGAUUUUUACAAGUUAUUUCUAAUGCUGCCCUCAGUUUGGACUGAAUGUUCAGUAUGUUUCAAGAAGGAAAGUGACUUUUCUUUUUUACAAGACAGUUGUCUUUUCAGUCACUUUUUAGGACCUGCAAAAUUGAAAAAAAAAAUUAAAUUAAAAAGAUAUGAAGGUUUUUUAUUUGUUAAUUAUUUUAUACUCAUUUACAUUGAAUAAGUUAUCUUUGUAGUAGAAAAAAGUAUGUGUGAAUCUGUAAGUCAUGUUUAAAAGAUUUCGAACUUGUUUUUGCAAUUGAAACUAUUAAAACAGUUCAAGUCCA
Messenger RNA from Cynoglossus semilaevis (tongue sole), 2451 nucleotides. It is a transcript of the gene cd82b, whose product is annotated as CD82 molecule b. The coding region runs from base 122 to 892 and encodes 256 amino acids. Lineage: Eukaryota; Metazoa; Chordata; Actinopteri; Pleuronectiformes; Cynoglossidae. The record is from RefSeq and is a predicted model, not a curated record. The transcript is spliced from 9 exons. Gene Ontology annotation, cellular component: plasma membrane.